ACAAAGCCGGGAAAUGUUACACAUCCACUUCUGCCACAGAAUUACCGGCCCUCGGUAAUAUUGCAGUCACCAAUAUACACAAAGCUGGGAAAUGUUCCAAAUGCCAAUCUGGUGAAUGCCAUAAUUGGCAAUCUGAAUCUACGAAAACAAUUUCAACUGAUAAAGUUGACAUACCAGUUAGACAUGUCAUGUCUAAUUUUGAGAAUCAAGCUCCAGAUUAUCGGAGUCUAGAGGUGCCUCAUCCUCGAACCGAAGUCAAUCUGGGAUCAACGGUUUAUCCAUUCCAGCCGCAAGAUUCCACAGUACAGCCACUAAUGCACACAAAAAUGGGAGAUGCUCUACAUAAUAUUGAAUGCAAUGGGUUGCAAUCUUCGUUUGGUGAUAAUCACUUUUCUUUCACAAAGUUCUUGAAUAUAAAUUCUGCUUACCAGGAUUAUUACUUGUCUGACCAAACAGCACAGACUCCUUUCAAAGACUCCUGCCAAAAUCACUGGGAAGGGUCUACCAUGGGAUAGUGGAGUAAGCUCUGACACAAACACUGAAGUAGCCCAAGGAUGGGUACAAUAUUCAUCUGCAUUAGCUAUUGGAACUACCCUCCAAUGUAGCUAAGGAACCACAAGAUUUCUAAUGCUAUCCUGCAACGAGAUACGACAAUCUCAUAACAGAAAGUUUUUAGCGGUAUUGAUGGUUUUCCCCUCCCACUUAUAGUUUGUUAGCAGAAUGGUCUGGAGCUCGUUCUUGAUUGGGAAGAGAUUUGUCACUAAACCAAUAGCUAGCUAGUUGGGUUAUUGGUUAAGUAGUAGUUACAUGUUUCAGUUACUGAAAUUGUAGUAGUUAGUUGGUUGAUGUAGUAGUAGUAAGUUAGUAACUACUGUGUAUGAUUAUUAUGGCUUGAAUCCUUUCAAGUAAUUUAUGAAAUUUAAGGGGAUCUUGUGUACUG
Molecule: messenger RNA, 940 nt
Organism: Fragaria vesca subsp. vesca
Lineage: Eukaryota; Viridiplantae; Streptophyta; Magnoliopsida; Rosales; Rosaceae
Exons: 2
Coding region: 189-515 (108 amino acids)
Biological process (GO): regulation of DNA-templated transcription
Molecular function (GO): DNA binding
Source: RefSeq, a predicted model, not a curated record